UUCGCCAGAGAGUUUAAUCCGUUCAUUUAAUUAAGGUAUUACAUGACGUGUCACCCUGUGUACUCUUCACUCUCAGCGACUCUCAGUAAAAACGGGUUAACAGUCUGCACGCGCAAACCAGCAUAAUUCCUUUUAAAAGUUCAUUUUGAUGGCACGUUUAAUCAUUAUGAGGCGUUCAUCAUGUGUGCAAAUGUCCUGGAAUGUUGCGUGUUGAAAACUGCAGGCUGACAUGUUUAGUGUUCCUACCACUAUGUCAACAUACAUCACCCGCUGUCAGCACCAGGGUUGGAUGAGGGUCACCGACAUGAGAGGUUCAUCAAUACACUGGAUGUCUUGUGGACAGCCACUUUCAGAACCAAUCGGAUGGCAGGUCAAGUUUUGCUUGGUUGCAGAAUGUCAGCUUGUUCUCCUGGACAAGAGAGAGAUCAGUCCAUUGCUGUUCUAAGAGUGCCGUGCUGAAUCAUGCACUGUAUGGCUCCUGCGACAUAGCACCAGCAUUCCUGAGGGAGUUCAGCUCCGUAAAGACCAGAGCACCCAAACCAGAAAUGCCAAGUCUCUCACUGACAGGGUGGGCCGGCGGCGCAGUAUGCCUGGCAGUACGGUGGACAAAACGGUGGUCGCUAUGGAUGCAGAAACGUCAACACCUUUUAAAGUCACGGGCUUCCUAAGUCGCAGACUGAAGGGUUCCAUUAAACGUACCAAAAGCCAGCCGAAGCUCGACCGCCACAGCAGCUUCAGGAACAUCUUACCGGGCUUCAAGAGCGUGGAGAAUGACAGAUCCCAUCUGAUGCUGAGGCUGAAGGAAUCGCGGUCUCACGAGUCGUUGCUCAGCCCCAGCAGUGCAGUAGAAGCUCUAGAUCUCAGUAUGGAGGAGGAAGUGCUCAUCAAACCUGUGCACAGCAGCAUCCUGGGACAGGAUUUCUGCUUUGAGGUAACUACGUCAACAGGAAGCAAAUGCUUCUCAUGUCGGUCGGCUGCCGAGAGAGACAAAUGGAUGGAGAAUUUGAGACGUGCUGUGCAUCCCAACAAGGAUAACACCCGUCGGGUGGAAAACAUGCUGAAAUGUUGGAUUAUCGAAGCUAAGGACUUGCCUGCAAAGAAAAAAUACUUCUGUGAACUUUGUCUGGAUGACACGUUGUAUGCACGGACUACCUGCAAACUCAAAACAGACAAUGUUUUCUGGGGCGAACACUUUGAGUUCAACAACCUGCCCUCAGUUAGGAGUAUCACCGUGCAUCUUUACAAGGAAACGGACAAAAAGAAAAAGAAGGACAAGAAUAAUUACGUGGGCCUGGUCAAUAUCCCUAUAGCGGCAGUCACCGGGCGGCAGUUCGUGGAAAAAUGGUAUUCCGUGAGCACGCCGAAUCCCAAUAAAGGAAAGAGUCCAGGACCCAUGGUCCGCUUGAAAUCCCGAUAUCAGAGCAUGAGCAUCCUUCCCAUGGAGCUGUACAAGGAGUUUGCAGAGUACAUUACUAACAAUUAUAUGUUAAUGUGCUCAGUGCUGGAGCCAGCGCUAAGUGUGAAAAACAAGGAAGAGAUGGCUUGUGCACUUGUCCAUAUCUUACAAAGCACAGGCAAGGCCAAGGACUUUCUGACAGAUCUGAUGAUGUCUGAGGUGGAUCGGUGCGGAGACAAUGAGCAUCUCAUAUUCCGUGAGAACACACUGGCUACUAAAGCUAUAGAGAAGUACCUGAAACUAGUGGGACAGAAGUACCUUCAGGACGCUUUAGGUGAGUUCAUCAAAGCCCUGUAUGAGUCAGACGAGAACUGCGAGGUGGAUCCGUCUAAGUGCUCCUCCAGUGACCUGCAUGAGCACCAGAGCAACCUGAAGAUGUGCUGUGAGCUGGCUUUCUGCAAGAUCAUCAAUUCUUACUGCGUGUUUCCUCGGGAGCUUAAAGAAGUGUUUGCAUCCUGGAGGCAGGAGUGCAGUAACCGAGGACGACCGGACAUCAGCGAACGCCUGAUCAGCGCAUCUCUUUUCCUGCGCUUCCUGUGUCCUGCCAUCAUGUCGCCCUCGCUCUUCAGCCUCAUGCAGGAAUAUCCUGACGACCGCACCGCCCGAACACUCACACUCAUUGCCAAAGUGACACAAAACCUCGCCAACUUCACCAAGUUUGGCAGUAAGGAGGAGUACAUGUCCUUCAUGAAUCAGUUCUUGGAACACGAAUGGACCAACAUGCAGCGCUUCCUGCUGGAGAUCUCCAACCCGGAGACCAUCUCAAACACAGCAGGCUUCGAGGGUUAUGUUGACCUGGGCCGUGAACUCUCCACUCUCCUUUCUCUCCUGUCCGAAGCCGUCUCACAGCUCGAUCAGAGUACUAUCACUAAGCUGGGUCCUUUAGCACGGAUCCUGCGGGAUGUCAAUUCAGCCCUGACGAACCCCACCGGAGUCCCCGUGUCGUCUCCCACCGAGCGUGUAGGUUCCCCCACUCUACCCAGCAGCAGCCUGUCUACCGGUCUGCAGAAAAUGGUCAUGGACAGUGAGAUCACAGGGUUGGUGGAUUUCACACGGCUGCCCUCACCGACCCCCGAAAACAAGGAUCUGUUUUUCGUAACAAAGAAUUCUGUGAUCCAGCCGUCGCCUGCGCGCAGCUCCAGUUACUCGGAGGCUAACGAGCCAGAUGUUCAGAUCCCCAACGGCAGCAAGAGCUUGUCAAUGGUGGACCUGCAGGACAGUCGUUCUCUUGAGAGCGCUCCCAACACCUCCUUCAGCGACCCCAUCAAUGACAGCCAUACUUCUGUUGGCCAGGGCACAGGAGUGUGGACCACCCGCACCACUAUGGGCAACACACCCAGCGGUCCGACCCUGAGGAGGCCAGGACAGACCCCCACCACACCGAGUACAGAAACAGCCCUGGGGAGGUCCCAGCUGCUUGCCCCGCUCUCGUUCCAGAACCCUGUGUACCACAUGGCCGCCGGAUUGCCCCGUGCGGUGGCCGAUUCGGGAUCUGAAUGCCAGAGCUCCAUCAGCUCCCAGAGUAAAGCAGAGGAAGCAGCUACUGCGGGGUCAAAGCACCCAUUCCUGAGCCAGUCCAGCACGGGGGCCAGUGGCGGAGGGGGCAGCAGCGGGGAUGAAUUCAUUCGGUGUUCUGGAGAGUUCACUCGCAGACAGCUGUCCCUCACAGAGACCCAACACCAAGCCAACGUACCACGCCAGAACAGCACAGGGCCGCAGCGCAGGAUAGACCAGCCGCCUCCAACCGUCACAAGGGGCCGUACUCCGCCCAACAUGCUCAACACCGCACCGUACCCCCGUCCCUCCAGUGGAAGUAUGAUGUCAUCAUCUCCUGACUGGCCAAGCAGUGGCACCAGACUGAGGCAGCAGUCGUCGUCCUCCAAAGGGGACAGUCCAGAAUCUAAGCAGCGCACCUUACACAAACAAGCUCCAUCUCCUGUGAAUCCCAAUGCGUUGAACCGCACUGCUGUGUGGCUGCUGAAUAUGAAUGUGCAAUAUUUGGAGCAGGAGGGAAUUGACCCAGAUUCGAAACACCAGGAGGACUUUCCAAACAAGGAGGAUCUCACACCAACUGAAAAGUAUCAGCAGGAGAUUGCUGUCCUGCAGGAAAAGCUGCGUAUUUCUGCUAAGAAGCUGGAAGAGUAUGAAUCUCGCAUAAAGAGCCAGGAUGACCAAACCCAGAAGAUGCUCUUGGAGUACCAGGCCCGGCUUGAGGACACGGAGGAGCGAUUACACAAGCAGCAGGAUGAGAAAGAGCACCAGAUGAAGAGCAUCAUCACCAGGUUGAUGUCAGUUGAAGAGGAGCUGAAGAAAGAUCACACAGACAUGCAGGCCAUUGUAGACUCCAAACAGAAAAUCAUCGAAGCCCAGGAGAAGAGAAUCGCAUCCCUGGACGCCGCAAACGCCCGGCUAAUGAGUGCUCUGUCUCAGCUGAAGGAUCGUUACAGCAUGCAAACGAGGAACGGCAUCUCUCCCACAAACCCUACCAAGCUGCAGAUCACGGAAAACGGUGAAUUCCGGAACAGUAGCAACUGUUAGCGUGGACACAAACACACACAGGCUUACGGGCCUAGUGACGGACAAGGGCUAUGGGUAACUCUCUUACAGUGCGG
Messenger RNA from Sinocyclocheilus anshuiensis, 4068 nucleotides. Its product is annotated as disabled homolog 2-interacting protein-like. Gene Ontology annotation, biological process: regulation of GTPase activity. Lineage: Eukaryota; Metazoa; Chordata; Actinopteri; Cypriniformes; Cyprinidae. The record is from RefSeq and is a predicted model, not a curated record. The transcript has 18 exons.